This is a messenger RNA of Harpegnathos saltator (Jerdon's jumping ant), 432 nucleotides long. Its product is annotated as histone-lysine N-methyltransferase SETMAR-like. The record is from RefSeq and is a predicted model, not a curated record. Gene Ontology annotation, cellular component: condensed chromosome; nucleus; site of double-strand break. NCBI's taxonomy places the organism in Eukaryota, Metazoa, Arthropoda, Insecta, Hymenoptera, Formicidae. Bases 1 to 432 code for a protein of 143 amino acids. The transcript has a single exon. Gene Ontology annotation, biological process: double-strand break repair via nonhomologous end joining; DNA double-strand break processing; replication fork processing. Gene Ontology annotation, molecular function: single-stranded DNA binding; double-stranded DNA binding; single-stranded DNA endonuclease activity.
AUGUUUGAUGGGAUUGGGAAGGCAUCAUGCAUCACAAGCUCGGACCCGUACUGUCGACAAUUAGCGCGAUUGUACCUAGCAAUUCAAAAGAAACGGCCGGAACUGGUCAACAGAAAGGGUGUCGUAUACCAUGCUGACAACGCCAGACCGCAUACAUCUUUAACGAUCCGUCAGAAAUUGAGAGAACUUGGCUGGGAGGUUUUAAUGCAUCCACCGUAUAGCCCGGACCUGGUACCGUCAGACUGUCAUUUGUUUCGGUCUGUGCAGAACUCCUUGAAUGGUGUUAAGUUAGUUUCAAAAGAGGCCUGUGAAAACCACGUGUCACAAUUUUUUGACCAGAAACCACAGAAGUUCUAUAGCGACGGGAUUAUGGUGUUGCUGGAAAAAUGGCAGAAGGUCAUCGAACAAAAUGGUGCAUAUGUGGUUUCAUAA